UGACAGGAUUUUUGAUCAACAAUCCCCUCCGUAAUGUCUGCCUGCUCCUGAACAUGUGUCUGUGUAGCUCUAUUAUGUGUUUUUAAUACUUUGUGAGAGCAUGUGUUCUUAAUCAUUCUACCUGAGGACUCUUAUUCAGCGGUGAGGUGACCACCUUCAGCUCAGAUCCCGUUUGCACCAUGCCUCUGAGAGACUCAGUCACCCCGCUGCUCUGGAGUUGCUGUGUACUAAUGCUCAUCCACCAAUGCGAGGCUCAAGCUCUAAACUGCACGUGUAAUGUGACCAAUAGUCGGUGUGACGAGAAUGCGGUGUGCAGGUGUGACCCGGGUUGGGAGGGGCAGCAGUGCAACGUCUGUGUGAGAAUGCCAGGCUGUGUCCAUGGAUCAUGUCAUCAACCCUGGCAAUGCACCUGCGAGCCUGGAUGGGCAGGGCGCUUCUGCGACAAAGAUGUCCAUGUGUGUACAAAUGAGGCACCUUGUCAGAACGGUGCCACUUGUUACGUCAACGUUUCAGGGGAAUACUCCUGCCUCUGCCCCGAGGGAUUUCACGGGAGGAACUGCGAGCACAAGACAGGACCCUGUCAUAAGACCGGCAGGUCUUCGUGUAAGAAUGGCGGGCAGUGUGAGGACAGUGGCGGUUAUGCUCCAGAGCUCUCCUGCCGCUGCCUGGCAGGCUUCACCGGGCCACGUUGCGAGAACAACAUGGAUGACUGCCUGAUGCGCCCCUGUGGUAACGGUGCCACCUGCCUGGAUGGCAUCAACCGCUUCUCCUGCCUCUGUCCCGAGGGCUUCACGGGCCGGUUCUGCACCGUCAACCUGGAUGACUGUGCCAGCCAACCUUGCCUUAAUGGAGGGCGCUGUCUGGACCGUGCCAGCACCUUCCACUGCCUCUGCAAGCCUGGGUUCACUGGCAGGACCUGCGAGGUGCCCUUAAGGAGCCCAGAGAGCCAAGCACCCAUCAGCAGCUCCCAUGACUGGGCUGGGGGAGGUGGGGGCUGGGGAAGGGUAACUCAGUCCAGGCCAGACCAGGACAUCACGAGGGGGGACAAUAAUAGUGGAGACAGGCUGCUUAAGAUCUCUGUGAAGGAGGUUGUGACCCAGUGGGGGUCGUCUGGCCUGUCAGAGGUGCAGCUCAUAACCCUCCUGGUGCUGGGGGGCAUGACACUUGCCGUGGUGGUGCUCACAGCUGGCCUGGUGCUGAGGGGACAUUGGCAGGACCACUGUGCAAGCUGCAGGUGCGGCCCCACCCCCCACCUGCCCCCGCUGAAACACCGAGACCGCCAGCCACCCCCGCAGAGCCACAUAGUCACAGUGGAGCAGGAGUGUAAGAUCAGCUUCCUGCACACGCCCACAGCCCCAGAACUGGAGAAGAAGAAACUGAACACUUAGGUUAUGUUUACUACCUCCACAGCCCUGAACACAGGACACAGACUGCUCUCAGCAGAGGGAAAGCCAUGCUUUUAUCCCAGCCCUGCCUCCAUGACUGAUUUUCUUCAGUACUGAUAGUCAAAAUACAGACAACAUACCGACCUAGGUAUCGAAAUCUAAAGAGACGCAGGACCAAGAAGGGACCAGUGGGUCUGUUCAAGGGUAAAUGUUAGGAGUGUCAAACACAUUCUCUUAACAAAAAGGAGCGUAGUCCUAAUAUUACGGAUUAUUAGUUGACCAGAGGGGUAAAGCGGAGGUACAUCAUGAGAAAUAUACUCAAGUCCUUUGGUUACUUGUCACGGACAACCAAUGUGUAAUUUGUCCGUCCACAAAAUCAGCUGAUUCGAUUUCUUGGCGUGAACUGCAUGUAAGACAGGCCUACUGACAGACAGCUUUGGAAUGCAAGCCGAGACAAUGCCCUUGUUAUGUCAACCUAAUUGGUGUACUGGUAUUUGUCACUGCUGUUCUCGUCACGAUAUUAGGCCAAAAUGGUAGACAUGAAUGAACCUACCCAUAUUUUUCCAAAUGGGCUCUGACCUCGGAACAAGCUCUGCAGUGAGCCGAAUUCAGACAUGCAGACAAAUGAUUGCCUGAAUUCAUGUUGUUUUAACAGUGUACUUUUUAUACCACAGACUCAAGAUCUGCAACACCUCAACACCUACUUCAUUUAAGUAACUGUCCAGUGUUUCCAGAUUUCUAUGAAAUAUGACCUAUAAUUAAUUACAAUAUGAGUAAAAUAGUUUUCCUUCCAAAAAAGUGUAAUUAUGUAUGUAAAAAAAUCUGCUUUUCUGUGUUGGAAUGGUGUGGGCGUACCCCAUAGAGUUAGAUAGAGGCACAGGCAUUGCCAUUUAGGGCUUUCAACAUUUUAAGGUAGUCAACAGGGUUGUACUUUCUAUGGGUUACGGAAGGAUGACAUGAUUCCAUCCAGGUCAUCAGGAGGGAUCAACCAAUGAAUUAUACUUGUAAGAAAACACUAGGUGGCCAUAUGUACCUUUUCAGUUUGUUUGUCAACUCAUAGAAGUAGUAGAAGAAGAAUAUUGACUACUUCAAAAUAAAGAUGGCCUUAAUGGCGCUGCCUGUACGCUCACAGAUGCCAUCACGGGAUAUACACUGAGUGUACAAAACAUUAGGAACAGGUCUACCGGGUGGCGCACUGGUCUAGGGCACUGCCUUGCAGUGCUAGCUGUGCCACCAGAGUUUCUGGGCUCGCGCCCAGGCUCUGUCGCAGCCGGCCGUGGCAGGGAGGUCCGUGUGGCGACGCACAAUUGGCCUAGCGUCGUCCGGGUUAGGGAGGGUUUGGCCGGUAGGGAUAUCCUUGUCUCAUUGCGGAAUAGCGACUCCUGUGGCGGGCCGGGCGCAGUGCACACUAACCAGGUCGCCAGGUGUGCGGUGUUUCCUCCGACACAUUGCGGCUGGCUUCCGGGUUGGAUGCUCGCUGUGUUAAGAAGCAGUGCGGCUUGGUUGGGUUGUGUUUCGGAGGACGCAUGGCUUUCCCAUACGGGAGUUGUAGCGAUGAGACAAGAUAGUAACUACUAACAAUUGGAUACCACGAAAUUGGGGAGAAAAGGGGAUAAAAUAAAAAUAUAACAUUAGGAACCCCUGGUCUUUCCAUGACAUGAAAGCACCUAGAUUCACCUGGUCAGUCUAUCACUUGUUAAAUCCACUUCAAUCAGUGUAGUUGAAGGUUAGGAGACAGGUUAAAGAAGGAUUUUGAAGCCUUGAGACAAUUGAGACAUGGAUUGUGUUUGUGCCAUACAGAGGGUGAAUGGGCGAGACAACAGAUUUAAGUGCCUUUGAACGGGGUAUGGUGCCAGGUGCACCGGUUUGAGUGUGUUUUCACGCUCAACAGUUUCCCAUGUGUAUCAAGAAUGAUCCAAAGGACAUCCAGCCAACUUGACAUAACUGAGGGAAGCAUUGGAAUCAGCAUGGGCCAGCAUUCCUGUGGAACGCUUUCGACACCUUGUAGAGUCCAUGCCCUGACAAAUUUAGGUUUUUCUGAGGGAAAGAUGUUCCUAAUGUUUUGUACACUCAGUGUAUAUAAAGAUGAUAUCUCAAUCUAUCACUGUGGACAACAACAGAAUGAUGUGAGUGUAUACCGGUCAUUAAAAAUAUUAAUGUGUAGACCGCUGAUUGGAAAACUCAUUCUUCUAUGAGGAAAUAGCAAGCAUUUAAAAAAUAUUCUGUUUGAGAUACACGUUUGAGGUGGGGACUUCAUGUUUUUUAAAUUUAUUUAUGCUUUGGCCACAUGAGUAUAGAAUGAGUCAACAACAUUAUUUGGGUAUUAGUUAACAUAAUAUGAACUUUUAAGAGUGAGAUUUUCACUGGACAGUUACUUUAAAUUAUAAGUGUAUCAUUUUGUAAAAAGUAAUAUUCUGUCAACACUGAAAAUGAAUUUGUGACCUGUUUACUUCUGUAUGGUGUUUAAUAGCGAAUAACAAUAUGGAUUUGCGUAACAGUAUUUUGAAGCUGUACAUUUUAUUUAUUUUCUGUAAUUUAUUAUAGAAUGUGGUCUAUUUGCAAUGAGUCUUAUUUUUUUAUACUGAAUUGUCUGCAAUAAAGUUGUGAACUGUU
Oncorhynchus kisutch (coho salmon) is the source of this 3998-nucleotide messenger RNA. RefSeq names its product delta-like 2 homolog (Drosophila) (gene dlk2). Gene Ontology annotation, molecular function: calcium ion binding. Gene Ontology annotation, cellular component: protein-containing complex; plasma membrane. Gene Ontology annotation, biological process: establishment or maintenance of epithelial cell apical/basal polarity; heterophilic cell-cell adhesion. The record is from RefSeq and is a predicted model, not a curated record. The transcript has 6 exons. NCBI's taxonomy places the organism in Eukaryota, Metazoa, Chordata, Actinopteri, Salmoniformes, Salmonidae. The coding region runs from base 180 to 1388 and encodes 402 amino acids.